Messenger RNA from Aspergillus uvarum CBS 121591, 1532 nucleotides. Its product is annotated as 2-oxoisovalerate dehydrogenase subunit beta. NCBI's taxonomy places the organism in Eukaryota, Fungi, Ascomycota, Eurotiomycetes, Eurotiales, Aspergillaceae. The transcript has 3 exons. Gene Ontology annotation, biological process: branched-chain amino acid catabolic process; response to nutrient. The coding region runs from base 146 to 1312 and encodes 388 amino acids. The record is from RefSeq and is a predicted model, not a curated record. Gene Ontology annotation, molecular function: catalytic activity.
AACCAUACCAUCACCUCUGGGAGGGGAGAAAGCAAAAGGAAAAAACCAGAAAGACUCCCCCCUAGUUCAUCUUCCCCCCCUCCCCCACGACCAUCGUCUCGAUCUCUUCCAUACGUCUCAAACCACCAACCCAUCCAUCCCAACCAUGGCAUCCCGACGCAUAUCAUCCCGACUCUUUCACCCUCAACUCCACGGCCGAACCUAUUCCACCGCCGCCGCAUCCCCCUUCUCGCGCCUCAACCUCCCCAUCGACUACAAAUCCACCCCUCUCCUCCACCACACAGCCUCCACCCUGCCCGACCACCUCGACCUCCCCGCCGCGACCUCCUCAAAAUCCAUGAACCUCUACCAGGCCAUCAACUCCGCCCUGCGCACCGCCCUCGCGACCUCCAACCAGGUCAUGCUCUUCGGGGAGGACGUCGCCUUCGGCGGCGUGUUCCGGUGCUCGAUGGACCUGCAGACCGAAUUCGGGUCCGAGCGGGUCUUCAACACGCCGCUGACGGAACAAGGGAUCGUGGGGUUCGCGAUCGGGGCCGCCGCGCAGGGGAUGAAGCCCGUGGCCGAGAUCCAGUUCGCUGACUACGUCUUCCCUGCGUUCGACCAGAUUGUCAAUGAGGCGGCCAAGUUCCGGUACCGCGAGGGGGCGACGGGGGUGGAUAUCGGCGGGUUGGUGAUCCGCAUGCCGUGCGGUGCGGUAGGGCAUGGUGCUUUGUACCAUUCCCAAUCCCCCGAAGCAUUGUUCGCGCAUAUCCCCGGCAUCCAGGUGGUGAUGCCGCGGUCGCCGGCCCAGGCGAAAGGGCUGCUGCUGUCGGCGAUCUUCGAGCACAACAACCCGGUGCUCUUCAUGGAGCCGAAGGUGCUGUACCGGGCGGCGGUGGAGCACGUGCCGAACGAGUACUACACCAUCCCGCUCAGCGAGGCUGAGGUCGUGAAGCCCGGCAACGACCUCACCAUCGUGUCCUACGGGCAGCCGCUGUACCUGUGCUCGGCGGCGAUCGAGGCGGCGGAGCGGGCGCUGGGCGCGAGCAUCGAGCUGAUUGACCUGCGCACGAUCUAUCCCUGGGACCGGCAGACGGUGCUGGACAGCGUGAAGAAGACCGGUCGCGCGAUCGUGGUGCACGAGAGCAUGGUCAACUACGGCGUGGGCGCGGAGGUCGCGGCGACCAUCCAGGAGCGUGCCUUCCUGCGAUUGGAGGCCCCCGUCAAGCGCGUGGGCGGCUGGAGUACGCAUACCGGGUUGAUCUACGAGAAGUUUAUCAUUCCCGACGUCACCAGAAUCUACGAUGCGAUAAAACAGACCCUCGACUACUAAGCCUGGAGCUUAACCCGCGUAUGAACGUUUUCACUAUGUGUACAUAUCUUAACAUCUAUUCUAGAAGAAUCCUGCACAAGGUGACUAGACUAGUCGUGUGUCUAUCACGUGUCUUAAUGUCAUAGUCUAGCGACCAUUUCUCAGUUCUAUCUAUGUGCCUCGAACUAUAUCAUAAUUCCCAACAGGCCACAGAUGAGGAUCAGUAUUGAACUAGUCACGC